Messenger RNA from Ostertagia ostertagi, 681 nucleotides. The record is from the annotation of a GenBank genome assembly. NCBI's taxonomy places the organism in Eukaryota, Metazoa, Nematoda, Chromadorea, Rhabditida, Trichostrongylidae.
AUGGUAGGCACCAACAUGUUCAUUUGUACACAAGGGCCAUUAACCAGUUCAGCGGAAGACUUUUGGGCUAUGAUUGUUCAAGAAAAAGUAAAGUUAAUCGUUAUGCUGUGCAAAUUCAUUGAAGAAGGAAAAGAAAAAUGCUGUGAAUAUUUUCCAAAAAAUGGAGCAGGAAUUGCUGUAGUUGGAGCAUUCAAAAUAGACGCUUUCGAUAGAGAAGUUAUUCCGGAUGCCGAUGGUGCCACAUAUGGAAGAUUCGAGGUGUCCUUCGCAGGGAAAACGCAUCAGGUUGACCACAUAUGGUACGAAAACUGGGCUGAUCACAUGGCACCAGAUAAUUUCAAAGCGACUGUUGAAUUGAUCCGGCUAGCACGGAAGAAACGGCAGAACGCGCCCGUUGUAGUGCACUGUUCGGCAGGUGUUGGUCGAUCCGCUUGUUUCGUCGCCAUUGAAAUGGCGGCACAUCAUGCUGCAACAAAUUCGUCCUUCAGUAUGGAAACAGUGCUAAAAAAUUUACGAGACCAACGCAUGCACAGUAUUCAAAACGAUAUACAAUAUCUCUACGUAUACCGUGGUCUCGUUGAGUAUCUGAUAGAUCGAGGCGUCACUAAACGGCUUGAUGUUUUGAAGUUUAUAACCGAUUACGAUAAAUUAAUAAAGCGGAAGCAACAAAAGGGUGAGUAG